Messenger RNA from Rotaria sp. Silwood1, 1203 nucleotides. Lineage: Eukaryota; Metazoa; Rotifera; Eurotatoria; Philodinida; Philodinidae. The record is from the annotation of a GenBank genome assembly.
AUGUUCUCGAAUCCUGUUUAUAAUCUCCCACCACAAUUCAAUGAAAAUUUAUUAUCACAAAAUUUAGCCGGUCUUUCAUUAAAUAGUGCUCCAACUCAACAACAACAACAAAUACCAAUUGAUAUCGGCGGUUAUAUUCCACCAUCAUUCAAUGAUGCAGAUAUUAAAUGGCCAUCAACAGAAGAUUUUGAUAUUUCAUAUAAUCGUGGAUCUACUGUUGUACGUCAAUAUAAUAAUUCAAUGAUUGAUGAUUAUUAUAAAAAAUUUCUUCGUCCAAUAACGGAUUACAUUGCUAUACCAACAAAUGGUCAACCAACUUAUGUUUAUCAAAAUUUAGGUGGACCACCGAAUUCUACUUCUUUAGGACUCACUCAACAACCUUAUGUUGGUGUUGAAGUAGCGAAUGAUCUACAAGCAACAGUACCUACUGCUACUAGUUCAAAUUUGGCAGGAAAUGAAACUGAAGAUAAAAAACAUAAGAAAAAACAUAAAAAACGAUCAUCAAAACAUGCUAAUAGUGAUAGUAAUAAAACUAGCGAUAAUGAAAAAGCAAAUGACGAAUCAAAGAAAAGAACAACAGAUUUGGAUGAUUAUCAUAAAGUAUCUUCUGUUCCAGUCACUAGUGGAAAUCAACAAAAACAAGUCGUUGUACCAGCUGUUUUAAAAAACACAGGUGCAGUUGGUCCACAAGUACCAAUGAGAUUUCCAUCAAAUCCACUUGUCUAUUUUGAUAUUGAUAUUGAUAAUGAACGACGUGGCCGUCUUCUUAUGGAACUCUUUCGUCAUGUAUUACCACGUACAGCACAAAAUUUUCUUUCAUUGGCAUUAAAUGAACAUGGUUUUGGUUAUCGUUUAUCAUAUUUUCAUCGAAUCAUUCCAGGUUUUAUGGCUCAAGCUGGUGAUUUCGAAAAAUCGAAUGGCACAGGUGGUUAUUCAAUAUAUGGAGAAAAAUUUGAUGAUGAAGGUUUUCCAUAUUCACAUGAUCGUGCUGGUCUUUUAUCAAUGGCAAAUAGUGGACCAAAUACAAAUGGAAGUCAAUUUUUUGUUACAUUUGCACCAUGUCCACAUUUAGAUAAUAAACAUGUAGUAUUUGGACAAGUUAUACAAGGUUUUCAUUUACUUCAAGAUCUUGAUAUGAGUGGAUCAGAGAGUGGUGAAGUAUUACGUGAAGUUAAGAUUGCUGCUACUGGUCAACUUCAAUAA